This is a messenger RNA of Aspergillus welwitschiae, 771 nucleotides long. RefSeq lists its product as uncharacterized. The coding region runs from base 83 to 673 and encodes 196 amino acids. The record is from RefSeq and is a predicted model, not a curated record. The transcript is spliced from 2 exons. Lineage: Eukaryota; Fungi; Ascomycota; Eurotiomycetes; Eurotiales; Aspergillaceae.
CUUCAAACAUACAUACGUACCUGGUGUUUCAGUCACUGACUGUCGAUUUAUUUUUAGUGUCAGUACUGAGUAGUAGACACAUAUGUCAUUGUCGCAAGAAGCCGCCUCGUGGCUCUCGCCGCCAGCUGUGCAGCUCUCUCCUGCACCACAGGCUGGGGAUAAGGCUCCCUCGUGCCCGGAACUGCCCAUCCCAGCCAACAACAACAGACCAACCAUUAUUUCAUUCCUCAGGCACUGUGGAUGUCCUGUGGCGGAAGCAACUUUUCUCGAGCUGCGUACUGCCGCUGAAAACCACUCCGAGAUCAACUUUGUCGCUGUAUCGCAUAGCGACCAGCCAUCAACGGAGAGAUGGCUGGAGUCUAUUGGCGGAACCGGUGAAUCGGGUUCCAACCCCGUGACUGUCAUCGUCGAUGCUGAUCGCAAGAUCUAUGCGCAAUGGGGCCUGGGCGUCACUUCUUGGAGCCAUGUUCUGAGUCCAGCUGGACUUUUAUCUAUCGGGAAGCUAGGCUGGGAAAGGGGGAUCUGGAACAGGCCUACAGAGAGUGGUAGUCGAUGGCAGUUGAGUGGCAAUUGGGCGGUUGACGCCGAAGGAGGAGUGCGCUGGGGAGGACCUGUGAAGCGAGCUGAUGAGCUGUUAGAUAUUGAACAGGCGAUUUAUAGUAUCAAAGCUUAAAUUAAAAACAUGUGGGUUUAUUUGGUUUUCAAAGGUGGCAUGCUUUUGACUUAUCUAAGACAUGUCAUGGUAAUAACAAGGAACGGAAGAUUUUGUAC